This is a messenger RNA of Ectocarpus siliculosus, 1827 nucleotides long. NCBI's taxonomy places the organism in Eukaryota, Phaeophyceae, Ectocarpales, Ectocarpaceae. The record is from the annotation of a GenBank genome assembly.
AUGCUUCGUCUUCUUACCUGUGCCGCCUUCUGCGGUUGUACCCGAGAAUAUCAAUACAGUGCAAGUGGCACUUCGGUAGGAGCAUCACUACUAAGACCGGACGAUGCUGGGCAGUCGGUAUGCUUCAACAAUUGUUCAGGGCGUGGGCGGUGUAUCGACUACACCUGCGAGUGCGACGCUGGCUACGACGGCGAUGAUUGCAGUUUUUGUUAUCUUGAUGGCGGUGACACCGUCCUGCCGAUUCUUAGCGUUGGCGAUGUCAAUCUGACGUCUUCGAAUUUCCGCGAGACACUGCACAAUGCGGGGCGUCUUCUUGUGGUUGCGACAUCACCGUCGUGCCAUCGCUGCAUUCAUCUCGAGACGGAGUACCAGUCCGCGAGCGUUGAGUUAAAGGAGAAAGGGGUGAUUAUUGGGCGAAUUGAUGCUGACGCCGAGCGUGCCCUCCUUGGUCGUAUCUUGGGAGGAGUUGAAGCAGCUGCACAGCAUCUCCCUGCCAUCCUUUUAUGGACGGAAACACGCAAGUCCAGGAAGGCUUUGCUGUACGACGGCGCGCACGAGCGGCAUUCUAUUGUUGAAUAUGUCCGCAAGCAACUGGAACCGCCCGCAAAAAGGCUUACAACCAUCACGGCCGUGGAAAACUUUAUAAAAGACCCUCAGUUUGGGGCCUUGGGUACGGCUCCCUCGGAAGCAGUGACGGUUGUGGGGUUCUUCUCGGGUGCCGGUGAAAUGGAGGAAGAUGAAUUGGAGGACUUCAUGGAAGCAGCAACCGACUUGAAGCCCAGGCCAGGACUGUCGCGGGCCCCAAGCCUGACCUUAUGGGCGAUCUUGGAGGACAAUCUUUCAUUUCAAGAUUGGGUGGUCAGGGAGAGCCUUCCUUUGGUGGGUCGCUUGUCGAACGCUAACUUCGCGCAGUACGAGCGGACGCAUCUGCCGAUGCUUAUCAUGUUUCUCGAACUUCCUGACUCUUUCGCUGCCGGGUCUGCUCAUGGGUCUCGGAUUGGUGGAAAAUCCGGCGGGGUGCGGAAUGACGAACUCGUGAAAGAGCUCAAGGAAGUCGCACUCGAGCACAAAGGAAGCAUCACUUGUCUGUACGCCGAUGGAGUAGCUCUCGCCGACAGCAUGAAGACGCUGGGUCUAUUUGGCAGCCGAGAGCGCCUCCCGCAAGUGGGUUUCAACACCAUGGACGGCAGGCAGCUUCCUUUCCCCGAGGACCUCCCCAUCAACCGCGAGACGCUGCUCCACUUCGCGGCCGCGUUCUUGAGCGGCCGACUGCAGUCGGCUCUCGACGCAAGAAAGGCCAUGGUUGUGUCUCGGCCGUUCAGCGCGCACAACACCGUGCGCCGAAAGGACAGGCGUGAAACGCCGACCGAGGUUCGAGGGGUUUCGGAACAACUGAAGCCGAAGGAUGCGAUAACGCAGGUUACAAGGGAAAGUUUCGCUCGGACGGUACUCGACAACGACAAGGAUGUCUUGCUCAUGUUUCACGCGGAGCGCGUGGGCGAACGAUUUCUGGACCUGGACAUACCUUCGGUCCUCAUAGCGGCGAUGGACGUGACUCUCGAAACGCCGCCCCCGGAAGUAGCCAUGACGUUGCCGACCCUUCCGGCUAUCGUUCUUCUCCCGGGCGACGACAAGGAGGCACCUUUCAGGUUCUUCUCUGGCGUGGGCAAGGUAGGGCCGCUAAUGAGGUGGCUGCAGGAGCACUCGUCAACUCCGUUCGAGCUGCCGGCGCUCCCGCAUCUCUCCGAAGAAGACAAGCCGCUCUUUCGCAAGCAAGUGAGGGAACGGCAAGAGCUGCUGAACGCAAGGGCUUCCCAGGAGUCGUGA